Molecule: messenger RNA, 1203 nt
Organism: Caenorhabditis remanei
Lineage: Eukaryota; Metazoa; Nematoda; Chromadorea; Rhabditida; Rhabditidae
Exons: 6
Coding region: 1-1203 (400 amino acids)
Cellular component (GO): cytoplasm
Source: RefSeq, a predicted model, not a curated record
AUGGGUGUAAAAACGGAAUUUCGGGCCUCUGAACCGAUUUCGGAUCAAGAGAAAACUCAAAUCAAUUCGGUUCGUGCAAUGCUCCAAGAGAGACUUCCAAGCGGAAUACCUGAUGACGUCAACACUGAUUUGAAUCUGUGUCGUUGGUUGAGAGGAUAUCAUGGUGACAUGGAAAGGAUUGUCAAGAACUUUGCCACUUAUUUGGCAUCAAGGAAAGCAGCUGGAUUCGUUGGAGACGAUUUCGCUGAGAAAUUUUUCGAUCUGCCGGAUAUUGAGCCAUUCCUUCAAUAUAUUGCUUCAUCAAGACUUCAAGAUCGUCAGUGGUCGGAUGAACAUAACGCAUUUUUAUUUGUGGAAAGAGCAUGGUCUCAACCGAAAGAGUUCAUCAAAACGUUCAAAACAAGUGACUAUCUUCUUCACUGCUUUGGUUAUUCUGAAAUGCUUCAACAAUUGAUUUUGAGAAGAGAAAAGAAGCAAUCUUCUGACAAAGGACCCGUUCAAUUCAUCGUUAUAUUCGAUCUCAACACUGUCAAUAUCACUGAUUACGUGAAUCCAAUGUCCGGUUACAUGAAACUGUGGCAAAUCAGAAGUGAAUUGUGGCAGGAUUGGUAUCCAGAGAUGGUUCAAAGAAUCUAUUUGACCAAUCCACCUCGCUUGUUAGGACUUCUUUGGAAGGUUGCACGAGUAUUUUUAUCGGAAGAAAAUCUGAAAAGAAUUGAAAUUAUCUCUCAUACACCUGAUUUGUCAGCGAAGUUCCUGCCCCCGUGGUUAGUCCCAAAAGAGUACGGGGGUGAAUUCGUGAAUACAAUCCCACCUGGAGAUGAAACGGGAGUUUCUAUUCGUCGUAAAAUCUCUCCAACUGACUAUUAUAAACCGUAUCAACACUAUGUAAAAAAUGGAAUCGAUCGUCCGAAACCAAGUCAUAAAGAUGUUUCUCCAGCGGAAAAGUUCGUAUUCAAGAUUCAUGUUCCGAAAGGAAAGAAACUUUUGUGGGAUUUCACUGCAAGUGGAGAAGUUCAAUUUGCCAUUUACAGAGGAAAUAAUCGCAACGAUCUCGUUUUCCCCAGUUUCCAUCUCAUUACGAAUAAACUCAACGAAGAAGGAACAUUGAAUGAUGUCUCAGACUCUGAAAUUUCCUUUGAAUUCCAGAAUCUUUCAGGAUAUUUCACUCUGAAGCUGGAGUAUACUGUAGCCAUUCUUUGA